Rhinichthys klamathensis goyatoka is the source of this 1013-nucleotide messenger RNA. RefSeq lists its product as uncharacterized. The record is from RefSeq and is a predicted model, not a curated record. NCBI's taxonomy places the organism in Eukaryota, Metazoa, Chordata, Actinopteri, Cypriniformes, Leuciscidae. The transcript is spliced from 6 exons. Bases 54 to 896 code for a protein of 280 amino acids.
UGAGCAACUGCUGCAGUGAACAGAGAGACUCUAUAGCGUGCAAAACGAGAGCAAUGUAUGCAAACAAAGAGGGAAUGCACAACAAUCUGAUCGACGAGCCUGAAAAUGACUACAUCAGUCCAGAGGUGCGAUAUUCAGUAUUACAGAAUGCUGCAGGUAAAAGUGGACAGCGAUUUUGCCAAGAACCCUUCAAAGUGGCAACAGCAUGCCUGACUGCCUUCUGCCUCAUCUUACUCAUGAUCCUGGUGGUCACAAGUAUUCACAGUGGUAAGGGCCGUUCCUCUGGUCAGGAUUCCCCCUCCAGCGCUUCUGAAACACACAUGCAGACGGGCUGCGCUAAUGUAACGGCUCUGACUGAAGAAUUGCAGACUGUGAAGAAAGAGAAGCGGGAACUUGAGAAAGAGCGGUCGCAGUUGAAGGACAAAAUCACUGAGCUUGAGGCAACCCCUGCAUCACGCACCACUCCAGCACCAACGAAGAGUCCCUGCCCUGAAGACUGGAAGCUCUUUAACGGCAGCUGUUACUUCAUCUCAGUGUUUGGCAGGAGUUGGUCAGACAGUCAGAAGUACUGCAAGCGGAAUGGAGGACACCUGGCCAUCAUCCAUACACCUGAGGAACAGACGUUCAUUUGGAACCUGCUGCCCCGUGGACACUGGAACGCUUACUGGUUUGGCAUAAGUGAUGAAAAAGUAGAAGACGACUGGUACUGGGUGGAUGGAACCAAACUGGUUGGAGGUUUCUGGGAAGAUGGCGAGCCCAACAACCAUAUCAAUGAAGACUGUGGCUACAUGAUAAAAACAGAUGUUUUAAGCCGUGUGGCUAUAAAGAGCUGGUAUGAUGCGCCGUGCUACAGGUCCUUGCCCUGGAUCUGUGAGAAGACGACUGAGUCUACUUGAUCAUUGCUCCCACCAAUCCAAACAGACCACUAGCAAUACAAUCUGUAAUGCAAUUACCAUUGUGUUUAGCAUGCAUGGUCUCGGGGUUUUAAAUGUUUGGAAAAAAAGAAAGAAAGA